GUCCCACACCGGGUGGUGGCGGGGGGUCUAUAUAAAAGCACCACUUAUCUCUCUGGACAUUCAAGUUAAACACGCUGCGAGCAGGGGCCACCGGUCUUGCACAGCGACUUGUCAAGAAGGUGCCAAUUGAAUCAAGGAGGACGUCCGAAUUCGGAAUUUUUGCAUCAAUCAGCGUCGUGACAGCACUGUUCUCUUCGCGAGUUCAAAACUUUUCCCAGUGCGCGUUAAACUGUUUUUCCGCGCCAUUCAACACAUAAGUGUGAGCGAGGUGUAAAAUAAAAAGAAGUUCCACCAUGAUGAGCAACAACUACAGCGAGGAGCCGCAGUACUACCAGGCCGCUGCCGACUUUGGCGAGGAGGAGGACGAAGAGAUGCCGGCCACGGAGAAGGACCUGGCCGAGGACGCGCCGUGGAAGAAGAUCCAGCAGAACACGUUCACCAGGUGGUGCAACGAGCACCUCAAGUGCGUCAACAAGACCAUCGGCGACCUGCAGAGGGAUUUCAGCGACGGCCUCAAGCUCAUAUCGCUGCUGGAGGUGCUGAGCCAGAAGAAGAUGUACAGGAAGCAUCACAACAGGCCCAACUUCCGGCAGAUGAAGCUGGAGAACGUCUCCGUCGCCCUGGAGUUCCUGGACAGGGAGCACAUCAAGCUGGUCUCCAUUGACAGCAAGGCCAUUGUUGAUGGCAAUUUAAAGCUGAUCCUGGGUCUUAUCUGGACUCUCAUCCUGCACUACUCCAUAUCCAUGCCCAUGUGGGACGACGAGGACGACGAGGAGACAAAGAAGAUGACGCCCAAGCAGCGCCUGCUGGGCUGGAUACAGAACAAAGUGCCGCAGCUGCCCAUCAAUAACUUCAACCGAGACUGGAGGGAUGGCAAAGCCCUCGGAGCUUUGGUGGACAACUGUGCUCCAGGUUUGUGUCCUGAUUGGGCCGAGUGGGACCCAAACCAGCCCGUGCAGAAUGCCAGGGAAGCCAUGCAACAGGCUGACGACUGGCUGGGAGUGCCUCAGGUGAUCGCACCUGAGGAGAUAGUGGACCCAGAUGUGGACGAGCACUCGGUGAUGACUUACCUGUCUCAGUUCCCAAAAGCCAAACUCAAGCCAGGAGCCCCUCUCAAAGCAAAGCAGCUUUUCCCUCACAAAGUCAAAGCCUAUGGACCCGGUAUCGAGCCUCAUGGCAACAAGGUGCUGCACCCUGCUGUGUUCACUGUGGAUACUCUGGAAGCGGGCAGUGGGGAGGUCUUAGUCUAUGUGGAGGAUCCAGAAGGACACAAAGAAGAGGCUAAAGUCAAACCCAACAAGGACAAAAACAGAACUUACACCGUCACCUAUGUUCCUAAAGUUGAGGGUCUCCACAAGGUCAAGGUGUUGUUUGCAGGCCAAGACACUGACAAGAGCCCCUAUGCAGUGAAUGUGGCAAAGGACAUGGGCGACCCCAGCAAAGUCCACGCCCGAGGACCCGGGUUGGAGCGCACGGGGAAUGUGGCCAACAAACCCACCUACUUUGACAUCUACACUGCUGGUGCUGGCAAUGGCGACGUCAGCGUGGUCAUUGUUGAUCCUCAGGGGAAAAAGGACACCGUAGAGCUCAUCCUGGAGAACAAGGGUGACAGUGUGUUCCGAUGUACUUAUCGCCCCGUGAUGGAGGGUCCUCACACCAUCCAUGUCCUGUUUGGAGGCCACGAGAUCCCAAAGAGCCCCUUCGCUGUCAACAUCGCCGAGGCCAUGAAUCCGAACGCCUGCAGAGCUACAGGCAGAGGCCUUCAGCCUAAAGGCGUGAGAGUAAAGGAGGUUGCAGACUUCAAAGUUUUCACCAAGGGAGCUGGCAGCGGAGCACUGAACGUCUCGGUCAAAGGACCCACUGGAGCACAGGAGCAAGUGAAAGUGCGAGAUGUAGGGAACGGUGUGUAUGAGUGCGAGUAUUACCCCCUUAAGCCUGGUAAAUAUACAGUCAGCAUCACCUGGGGAGGGCAGACCAUCCCACGCAGCCCCUUUGAAGUGGAGGUGGGUGAGGAAGCAGGCUUCCAGAAGGUGAGGGCCUGGGGUCCUGGCCUGAAGACGGGAAUGGUGGGAAAAUCUGCUGACUUUGUGGUAGAAGCCAUAGGCACUGAUGUUGGGACUUUGGGCUUCUCCAUCGAAGGCCCCUCCCAGGCUAGGAUCGAGUGCGAUGACAAGGGUGACGGGUCCUGUGACGUCCGCUACUGGCCCACUGAACCCGGCGACUACGCCGUUCACGUCAUUUGCGACGAUGAAGACAUCAAGGACAGCCCCUUCAUGGCGCACAUCCUCCCCGCAGCCAAUGACAUUUUCCCAGAGAAGGUUAAAGCUUAUGGUCCAGGAUUGCAGCCAACUGGUGUUACUGUCAACAAACCAACUGAUUUCACCAUUGAUGCCCGCAUGGCUGGGAAAGGUCAGCUGACCCUCUAUGCCCAGGAUGCUGAAGGCUGCGCCAUCAACAUCAAAAUCACCGACAAGGGCGACGGCACAUAUCUAUGUGUGUACACUCCCACCAAGCCCAUUAAACAUACCAUCAUCAUAGCAUGGGGCGGUGUAAACGUGCCCAACAGCCCCUUCAGGGUGCUGGUCGGAGAGGGUUCUCAUCCAGACAGGGUCAAGGUCUAUGGGCCCGGAGUGGAGAAGACGGGCCUCAAGGCUAAUGAGCCAACAUACUUCACUGUGGACUGCAGUGAGGCUGGUCAAGGAGACAUCAGCAUUGGAAUCAAGUGCGCUCCGGGGGUGGUUGGCCCUGCCGAGGCAGACAUCGACUUUGACAUCAUCAAGAAUGACAAUGACACCUUUACUGUCAAGUACACUCCCCCAGGCCCGGGCCGCUACACCAUCAUGGUGCUGUUUGCUGACCAGGAAAUUCCCAUCAGUCCAUUCAAAGUCAAAGUUGACCCCUCCCACGACGCCGGCAAGGUGAGAGCAGAGGGCCCUGGACUCAACAAGACAGGAGUGGAGGUGGGAACGCCAACCCACUUUACCAUCUACACAAAGGGAGCAGGCAAGGCUAAGCCAGAAGUAUGUUUUGCAGCCAUGGGCCCAGGAGAGGCGGUCCGUGACUUUGAAAUCAUCGAUAACCAUGAUUACUCCUACACAGUCAAAUACACCGCUCUUCAACAGGGAAAUAUGGCAAUCACAGUGACCCACGGAGGUGAUCCCAUUCCUAAGAGCCCCUUCCACAUCACAGUUGCACCUGCCCUGGAUAUUGGAAAAGUGAAAGUGGAGGGAUUAGACACGAAGGUAGAAGUAGGAAGGGACCAAGAAUUUACUGUGAACACAAAGGGUGCAGGUGGUCAGGGCAACGUAGGUGUGAAGAUGACCUCACCCACGGGCCGACCAAUCCCCUGCAAGCUGGAGUCGGACAAAGCUAAAGGUGUUCACAACGUGAAAUACAUUCCCCCGGAGGAGGGUCAGUACAAGGUGGACGUCAGCUAUGAUGGCAAUCCUGUCAUGGGAAGCCCCUUUGGGGUGGAGGCGGUAAUGCCUGCUGAUCCCUCAAAGGUCCGAGCCUUUGGCCCUGGUCUUCAAGGAGGCGUAGUGGGUAAACCAGCUCCGUUCACCAUUGACACAAAGGGUGCUGGUGCCGGUGGGCUAGGCCUGACAGUAGAGGGUCCCUGUGAGGCCAAAAUUGAGUGCCAAGACAACGGUGACGGCACAUGCUCAGUAGCUUACCUUCCCACCGAGGCUGGAGAGUACGCCAUCAACAUCUUGUUUGCGGAAAAGCACAUCCCAGGCUCUCCCUUCAAGGCGGCAGUGCGCCCGGCCUUCGACCCCAGCAAGGUCACAGCCAGCGGUCCCGGUCUGGAGAGGGCCAAGGCGGGGGAAGCUGCGACCUUCACCGUGGACUGCACACGCGCCGGUGACGCAGAUCUCACCAUUGAGAUUAUUUCAGAGAACGGGGCUAAGGCUGAGGUACACAUCCAGAAAACGGCAGAGGGAACCUUCUCCGUCACGUACAUUCCGCCGUUCCACGGUGCACACACCAUUACCAUCAAGUACGGAGGUCACAUGAUCCCCCACUUCCCAAAAGCUCUGCAGGUGGACCCCUCUGUGGACACCAGUGGGGUGCAUGUCUAUGGGCCAGGAGUGGAGCCAAGAGGCGUCCUCAGAGAAGUCACAACCCACUUCAUUGUGGACGCAAGGGCCCUCAACAAGGUUGGAGGAACUCAUGUGAAGGCACACAUUGCCAACCCCUCGGGUACCAGCACGGACGCCUACAUCACCGACAAGGGCGACGGCACCUACAGAGUGGAGUACACGCCGUUUGAGGAUGGCAUGCAUCUGAUUGAGGUGCUGUACGAUGAUGUGCCCGUUCCCAAGAGUCCCUUCAGAGUGUCAGUGGUGGAGGGAUGUGAUCCAACCCGUGUGAGGGCCUAUGGACCAGGUCUGGAGGGAGGGGUAACCAACAAACCCAACUGUUUCACAGUGGAGACCAGGGGAGCCGGCACUGGUGGUUUGGGCCUGACUAUAGAGGGCGCAUCUGAGGCCCAAAUAUCCUGCAAAGACAACAAAGAUGGAAGCUGCAGUGUGGAGUACGUCCCCUUUACGCCCGGAGACUAUGAUGUCAACAUUAACUACGGAGGACAUCCCAUCCCCGGUAGUCCCUUCAAGGUGCCAGUGAGGGACCCUGUGGACCCCAGCAAGGUGAAGUGCUCUGGGCCUGGUUUGGGUUCUGGAGUAAGAGCCCACAUCCCUCAAACCUUCACAGUGGACUGUACUCAGGCUGGACAGGCACCGCUGGAUGUCAAACUCUAUGGGCCAACAGGUACAAUGGAGCCAGUCGGUGUUAAAAACAAUGGCGACGGAACCCACACAGUUCACUACACACCAGCCCAAGAUGGACCGUAUACUGUGGCAGUCAAAUAUGCAGAGCAGGAGGUCCCACAUAGUCCAUUCAAGGUAAUGUCUCAGCCUGGGCAUGACGCCAGCAAAGUCCGUGCCAGUGGUCCUGGUCUGGACAGCAAAGGUGUAUCAGCCAGCCUUCCUGUUGAGUUCACCAUCGAUGCUCGCGAUGCUGGAGAGGGCUUGCUCACUGUGCAGAUUCUGGACCCAGAGGGCAAGCCAAAGAAUGCCACCAUCCAGGACAACAGGGAUGGCACCUACACUGUGUCCUAUGUGCCGGACUCUAUUGGCCCAUACACCAUCACCAUUAAAUACGGAGGGGAUGAGAUUCCUUACUCCCCUUACCGGAUUCAGUCGCUUCCCACAGGAGACGCCAGCAAGUGUCGACUCACAGUGUCAAUAGGAGGACAUGGUGUAUCGGGCCUUCAGAAACUGCAGACCUCAGAGGAUACAGUAAUCACAGUGGACGCCAAGGCUGCCGGCAAGGGCAAGGUAACCUGCAAGGUACUGACCCCACAAGGGAUGGAGCUGGACAUGGACGUGGUGGAGAAUCACGACGGAACCUUCGACAUUUACUACACAGCCCCUGAACCUGGCAAAUAUGUUAUCACCAUUCGCUUCGGAGGGCAGAACAUCCCCAAGAGCCCCUUCCAUGUGGUGGCCUCGAAUGAGCCAGUGGCCCCGCGGGACACAGUGGAUCCUCUCUUCAGACCCGUUAACUUCCUCGUGCCCUUCACGCCACAGCAAGGAGACAUAUCAGGUGAGGUGCGGAUGCCCUCGGGCAAGACUGCCCGUCCACACAUCACCGACAAUAAAGACGGCACCAUCACAAUCAAAUACCAGCCUACAGAGCGAGGACUGCACGAGAUGGACAUCAAAUAUGACAGCAACCACAUUCCCGGAAGCCCGCUGCAGUUCUAUGUGGACGCUGUGAACAGUGGAGUAGUGUCAGCCUAUGGUCCAGGUCUGAGUUAUGGCAUGGUCAACAGAGCGGCCACCUUCACGGUGGUCACCAAGAACGCAGGGGAAGGUGGUCUGUCGCUAGCAGUGGAGGGUCCCUCUAAGGCAGAGAUUACCUGCAAGGACAACAAAGACGGCACCUGCACCGUGUCCUACCUUCCCACGGCGCCCGGAGACUACAACAUCAUUGUCAAGUUUGACAACAAGCACAUUCCCGGCAGCCCCUUCACUGCCAAGAUUACAGGGGACGACUCCAUUACCAGGACUUCCCAGCUAAACGUCGGCACAGCUGCCGAUGUGUCUCUCAAGAUUGCCGAAACAGACCUGAGCUCUCUCAGUGCCAGUAUCAGGGCACCAUCGGGCAACGAGGAACCCUGCCUGCUCAAAAGGUUGCCCAACAGACAUCUUGGUAUCUCUUUCACCCCUAAAGAGGUUGGCGAGCAUGAAGUGAGCGUGAGAAAGAACGGUGUGCACGUAGCCAACAGCCCUUUCAAAAUCAUGGUUGGACAGUCAGAGAUUGGCGAGGCCAGCCGGGUUAAGGCUUUUGGUAAAGGCCUGGUGGAGGCACACACCUUUGAGAUGGCAGAGUUUUUUGUGGACACAAGGAACGCUGGUUAUGGUGGACUCGCAUUGUCAAUUGAGGGUCCGAGCAAAGUGGAUAUCAACUGUGAAGAUAUGGAGGACGGGACGUGCAGAGUGACCUACUGUCCGACAGAGCCUGGAAAUUACACCGUUAACAUCAAGUUUGCUGAAAAGCACAUCCCAGGAAGUCCGUUCACAGUUAAGGUAACCGGCGAAGGAAGGAUCAAGGAGAGUAUAACCAGGAAGAGGCAAGCGUCUUCUAUCGCUUCAGUGGGAAGCACUUGCGGACUCAACCUCAAGAUUCCAGGAAACUGGUUCCAGAUGGUGUCAGCCCAGGAGAGGCUGACAAGGACGUUCACCCGCAGCAGCCACACGUACACCCGCACCGAGCGCACAGAGAUCAGCAAAACCCGCGGAGGUGAGACCAAGCGGGAGGUUCGGGUGGAGGAGAGCACCCAGGUGGGUGGAGGGGGAAGCCCCUUCAGAGAUGUGUUUGGAGACUUCCUGGGCCGAGAGAGCCUUAGCAGCUUCGCCGGCAUCACUGCCAGACCUGAAGCUGAGGGGGGCUCACAGGCCAUGACAGCCCAGGUGACCAGCCCCAGUGGGAAGACAGUGGAUGCCGAUAUUGUGGAUGGAGGAAACAGCACCUACAGCGUGCGCUUCAUCCCCCAGGAAAUGGGAGCGCACACUGUCAAUGUCAAGUACAGGGGACAGCAUGUCCCUGGAAGCCCCUUCCAGUUUACUGUGGGGCCUAUGGGGGAGGGAGGGCCACACAAGGUCCGCGCCGGUGGUCCUGGCCUGGAGAGAGGCGUGGCUGGAGCACCUUCUGAAUUUAGCAUCUGGACCAGAGAGGCCGGUGCUGGAGGGCUUUCCAUUGCCGUUGAGGGGCCCAGCAAGGCAGAAAUCUCCUUUGAGGACAGGAAGGAUGGUUCCUGUGGUGUCUCAUACAUUGUGAAAGAACCAGGUGACUAUGAGGUGUCAAUUAAGUUCAACAACGAGCACAUCCCUGACAGCCCCUUCAUUGUUCCCAUCGCGACGCUGUCAGACGAAGCCCGCAGGCUCACGUUCACAAGCCUGCAGGAGAAGGAUUUGAAGGUAAACCAAGAAGCAUCAUUCAUGGUGCAGCGCAACGGGGCUCGUGGCGUGGUGGACGCCAAAGUGCACACCCCCUCCGGCUGCUCCGAGGAAUGUUAUGUCACUGAGCUGGAUGGUGAUAAAACCGCAAUCCGCUUCAUUCCACGGGAGAACGGCGUUCACUCAAUAGAUGUCAAGUUCAAUGGAUGCCACAUUCCUGGUAGUCCCUUCAAUGUGCGGGUUGGAGACCCGGGGCUGAUUGGAGAUCCAGGCAUGGUAACUGCACACGGCCCCGGCCUGCUGGGCGGAACAACAGGCGUACCCUCCGAGUUUGUGGUCAACACCUGCAACGCUGGCCCUGGCACCUUAUCGGUCAACAUCGACGGGCCAUCCAAGGUGAAGAUGGACUGCUGCGAGUGUCCCGAAGGCUACAAAAUCACCUACAUCCCCAUGGCGCCCGGCAACUAUCUCAUCACCAUCAAAUAUGGCGGGCCUCAGCACAUCGUGGGCAGCCCUUUCAAAGCUAAAGUCACAGGUGCCCGACUCUCAGGCGGGCACAGCCUCCACGAGACAUCAUCUGUCCUGGUUGAAACCGUUACCAAAUCCUCCAAGGUGGGCGGCGCCUACAGCUCCACUUCGUCCUCCUCUUCUACAUCCACCACCACGUCCAAGCUGACAUCAGACGCCAGCAAGGUGGUUUGUCGCGGAAUGGGUCUGAGCAAGGCUGCGGUGGGACAGAAAAACAAUUUCACAGUCGACUGCAGCAAAGCAGGUAGCAACAUGCUGAUGGUGGGCGUGCACGGCCCUCAAGCUCCAUGCGAGGAGGUAUACGUCAAGCACAUGGGCAACAAGCUCUACAACGUCACCUACACCGUCAAGGACAAGGGCAGCUACACCCUCAUUGUCAAAUGGGGCGACGACAACGUCCCUGGUAGCCCCUACAAAGUGGCUGUACCCUGAAAGCACCAAAGCAGUGUUCCGCCCCUUCACCCUAUGGCAGGCGUCAACCACUCCCUCCUUACCACUGCCAUGUUAAUGGCACUGCUCCUCUACUUUUGACUGAUUACAAAUUACUGCACUAAAGUUUCCGUGUGCCAAAUUCUGUAAGCACAGCAUAUGCAUAGCAUAGGGAUGUGAAGGCAACAGCGUGGUUUAUGAGUGAUGUUUGUUUGGCCCUUCCUUUUUCGCCUCCUGUCGUGUAGGUGUCAUCUGUGAAUGUUUAUAGGCAAUAGCUAAUGUAAUCGACAGUAUUGAAGUGUGUGUGUGGCACAAAGUCUUUUUUGUAUGAUUUAAGAAGGAACGAUUGCCUUUUUUUGUUAUAUUAACCUAUUUUUGCAGACCUAAUAAAGA
Messenger RNA from Dunckerocampus dactyliophorus (ringed pipefish), 8810 nucleotides. RefSeq names its product filamin-C-like. Bases 294 to 8420 code for a protein of 2708 amino acids. NCBI's taxonomy places the organism in Eukaryota, Metazoa, Chordata, Actinopteri, Syngnathiformes, Syngnathidae. The transcript has 46 exons. The record is from RefSeq and is a predicted model, not a curated record. Gene Ontology annotation, molecular function: actin filament binding. Gene Ontology annotation, biological process: actin cytoskeleton organization.